AUGGGUAACGGCACCUCUCGUGUUGUGGGAUGUUUCGUCCCCUUUAAUGGGAAGAGCGGGGUGGAUUUAGAGUUUCUCGAGCCACUAGACGAAGGAUUAGGCCAUUCCUUCUGUUAUGUUAGACCAUCCAUUUUCGAAUCUCCUGCCAUUACCCCUACAAACUCUGAGAGGUUUACGCUUGAUUCCAGCACUCUUGAUUCUGAAACUUUAAGUGGCUCCUUCAGACAUGACGCCCUAGAUGAUCCCUCAGCUUUACACAAAUCAACUAAGUUAUUCCCAGAAACCACAUUCAAGACAAUCUCAGGGGCUUCUGUCAGUGCUAAUGUGUCCACGGCUCGCACUGGCAACCAGACUGCCCUCUUUGCUACUGAUGUCCAAGAGCCUGCCGCAUCAUUUGAGAGCACCUCCUCAUUUUCUGCAAUUCCAUUGCAGCCUGCUCCUCAUGGCUCUGGUCCUUUGAAUGGCUUUAUGUCCGGGCCUCUUGAGAGAGGUUUUGCUUCCGGCCCUUUGGAAAGGGGUAGUGGUUUCAUGUCUGGGCCAAUCGAGAAGGGUGCAAUGUCUGGUCCUAUUGAUUCUACUGACAAAUCUACCUUCUCUGCACCGCUUGCACGCGGUCGUGGAAGACCAGGCUUCCAGCGUCUCAUGAGGAGUGUUAGCGGGCCGAUGAAAAACACCCUCUCUUGGACCUUCUCAAAACAUUCUGUGGGUUCUGGUUGGAUGCAACGGUUCUUCUUACACCCAGUGACUCAACUUGCCUGGAAUCCUAAGGAGCCAAAGUACCGGCCAGAGACUUCACGAAACUAUCUUGAAGGGGGGCCAUCUGAAGGGGAGUCUAGAAAUACUCACAACUUGCAAUGGGCUCACGGAAAGGCUGGUGAAGAUAGGGUUCAUGUUGUGCUUUCCGAAGAACAAGGGUGGUUGUUCAUUGGGAUAUACGAUGGAUUUAGUGGGCCAGAUGCACCAGAUUUUCUGAUGAGCAAGCUCUAUAGAGCUAUCGACAAAGAACUCGAGGGGUUGCUUUGGUAUUAUGAAGAUAAAUCUCCAAAUGAUCCGUUAAAGCCUGAACCUCUUAAAACUGGAAAUUCCAAGGCUGGUUCAGUGUCCAGCAAGGAAGUCCUUUCAAAUCUUUCUUCAAGCCAAGAAAUUUCUAGUAGUGUAAUAGAACCAUGCAAUCCAGGAAUUGUCAAGGGUCUGUCAUCUAGGUCUGAAAUAGUUGAGGAAAACAAUGAAGUUAGGAUGAGUAUUGAACAGCAUUUUCCUAAUUCAGAACAAGACAGCAUCUCAGGCACUGCUUCUGUUUCAGUUCCAGCUGGAAAUUUAACUGGUCAAGGCAGAAAAAGCAUGCGGCUUUAUGAGCUGCUUCAGAUGGAACCUUGGGAUGGAAAAGAUUAUGUGUCACCGUUAGAGCUUGAUAAGCAUAGAAAUGGUACAUGGGAUUGCCAGCCAGGUCUAGAUGCUUUGGAUACGCAAGAUGAAAAUUCAAAGUAUAGCUUUUUGAAUAAAAAGGGAGAUGGCUCUGGCCAUCGUGGUGAAGACCCCACUACUUCAGGAGGAGGUGGAGGUGCUGGUAUUGAAUCCAGUCAUCAAGAUGGCAUAGAUGUUCUUUCUGUUUCAGGACAGAGGCAGGGUGCGAGAAAGAGUUCAAUGAGCUCAAAGAUUAGGAAAAUGUACAGAAAGCAGAAGUCGUUGCGUAAGAAACUAUUUCCUUGGAGUUAUGAUUGGCACAGAGAAGAGGCUUGCGUCGAUGAUAAAAUGGGAGAGCCUUUGGGACCUAUUAGGAGAUGCAAAUCAGGAAUUGUUGAUCAUGCAGCAGUUUUAAGAGCAAUGUCUCGAGCACUUGAAUGGACUGAAGAGGCUUAUAUGGAAAUGGUGGAAAAGGCUCUUGACAAAAACGCAGAACUUGCUUUGAUGGGAUCAUGUGUUUUAGUGAUGCUAAUGAAGGAUCAAGAUGUGUAUGUCAUGAACCUUGGUGAUAGCCGUGUAGUUUUGGCACAAGAAAGACCAAAUGAUCGCCAUCCUAAUCCAAAUCUUGGAAAGGAUGAUGUGUGGCAUAGGAAUAAAUCCAGAGAGUCGUUAGUGCGUAUGGAGCUGGACAGGAUAUCAGAGGAGUCUCCGGUACAUAAUCAGAAUGGUCAAGUUAACAAGAUUAAUAAAAACAGAGAGAUAUCCAUAUGCAGAUUAAAGAUGAGGGCAGUUCAGCUUUCCACUGAUCACAGCACAAGUGUUGAGGAGGAAGUUUUCAGGAUAAAGGCAGAACAUCCUGAUGACAACCAAGCCAUAUUAAAUGAUCGAGUAAAGGGGCAAUUAAAGGUUACCCGAGCAUUUGGUGCUGGGUUUUUGAAGAAGCCAACAUGUAAUGAAGCUCUGCUAGAGAUGUUUCGAGUUGAUUAUGUGGGAAUUGCACCUUACGUUAGCUGCAUUCCUUUUGUUCUUCACCAUCGACUUUCGUCAAGUGACAGAUUUUUGGUACUGUCCUCUGAUGGACUCUACCAAUACUUCAGCAAUGAAGAGGUGGUUGCCCAUGUCACAUGGUUCAUGGAAAAUGUCCCGGAAGGCGAUCCUGCACAAUAUCUCAUUGCAGAGCUUCUCUUCCGUGCUGCGAAAAAGAAUGGAAUGGAUUUUUAUGAAUUGCUUGAUAUUCCUCAAGGAGAUCGACGGAAAUACCAUGAUGAUGUUUCUGUUAUGGUAGUUUCACUGGAGGGAAGAAUUUGGAGAUCAUCUGGAUAA
Messenger RNA from Prunus armeniaca (apricot), 2727 nucleotides. The record is from the annotation of a GenBank genome assembly. Lineage: Eukaryota; Viridiplantae; Streptophyta; Magnoliopsida; Rosales; Rosaceae.